UCGAUGACGCGGUGUGACUUCACACUGAGGCUGGAGGAGGACGCCGCCGCUGCGCGCAGCUCUCACCGUCUCCUCUCGUUCUCUCAGCGGGCGUCAGGCUGCACAAAGCCGGAGGGAUGGAGCCAGCGGGCGCGUACGGCGCCAGGAAGGCCGGGAGCGUCGCCUUCGAUCCGGUCGCAUUCUUCACGCAUCCCCGGACCAUUCUCAGACUGAUGUCUUGGGUUUUCUCCAUGGUGGUGUUCAGCUGCAUCGUGAACGAGGGCUACAUCAACAUCGGCAGCGAGCGUUUGCUCUGCGUCUUCAACAACAACGCUGAUGCCUGUAACUUUGGUGUUACUGUGGGCGUGGCCUGUUUCCUCGGCAGCAUCUUUUUCCUGAUCCUGGACAUUUACUUCCCCUCCAUCAGCAGCGUCAAGGACAGAAGACGGGCUGUCCUGCUGGACCUCGUCUUCUCUGGUCUUGCCAGCUUCCUGUGGUUUGUUGGCUUCUGUUUUCUGGCCAAUCAGUGGCAGGCUACCUCUCCAGACGAGCUGCCAUUAUCCCAGGGCUCCGACGCCGCCAGAGCCACCAUCGCUUUCUGCUUCUUCUCCGUCCUGACCUGGGCUGUACUGACGCUGAGCGCACUGCGGCGCUUCUUAACCGGCAGCAACACAAACUUGUUCACAUGGCAACACCUGGAUCCUCCCGCCGGCAGCGCUCGAGCUACACCGUACCCCAUCGCCAACGGAGCUACCAUAGUAACCACUAACCCCUAUCAAGCGCCGCCCUUUCACUGAAACCCUGGACCCCCAGAAACUCACACAGCAGAGACCUGUGGCUCCUGCCUUCUAGAGACAGUCAGACAGACAGAGGUGUGAGUUGAACGACACUGCGUACAACGCGGGCACGGACAACUUCCUGCCUCGCGGAUAAAUGGCUUUCCAUCCUUUCCUGGGAUUGGCGGGAUUGUGGGUCAUGUGAUGAUGUAUGAUCUAUUUUCACCAUGGCAACUGGCUGGCUCAGUUUAGUUAGUCGUAACUCUCUGUGUCAAGAAUACUGUCUUCUUCUUCUGUUCAUGCACACACACUCCCACACACAGAUAUAGAUGCACGCAAACACAGCUGUACUCACUCACACCUGGAUAUAUACAUGUAGCCUACACCUGGAAGCACAUAUUUAUACACACCUGGAGGCACACACACACACACACACACACACACACACACACACACACACACACACACACACCCUGACUGCAUGUUCAUAUGGUGAGGUGCAGAUUAACGUAGAUGUAGAUCAGUGGUGAUGCUUCAUCUACCUUAUAAAGGGAUACAAGGUCUUUAGUGAAGGAAUAUAUGGAGGACAGUGAAGCUGUGUAGCUCCGUUUAUCUGCUUCUGCUUGCCCUAUGUCAGUCUGACCAAUCAGAAGCUGCCUCUGCAGUCCUGUAGCCUCCAAUUGGCUGAAAUUGAGAAAGACAGGCAGCUUGACCAAUAGAUUGAGAGGAUAUGGGUGGUAGAAAUUGGUACAUUUUCUUAGCAAGAAAAUGAGCCAGGACAGCUUAAUGCAGUCUGAAUGCUAUACUGUUUCAAUGUGAAAUAUUCAUGUGAUUAAAUAUUUUAUUGUGAUAUGCUGAAGUGGUAAAAUAAAAUAUGAAAAAAUAAAAUCUAUACACCACCAUCA
Cottoperca gobio is the source of this 1660-nucleotide messenger RNA. RefSeq names its product synaptogyrin-3-like. NCBI's taxonomy places the organism in Eukaryota, Metazoa, Chordata, Actinopteri, Perciformes, Bovichtidae. Gene Ontology annotation, cellular component: synaptic vesicle membrane; neuromuscular junction. The record is from RefSeq and is a predicted model, not a curated record.